GUUGUCAAGUGACAGGUGCCCGUCUGUAAAGUCAGCUUAUUAAAACCACAGGUCUCUCUGCUUGCAUUUCAUUCAAGGAAGGAGAACAUACAAGCUGCUUCUGACUCUUUUCUGCGGAAAGGCUCUUUCUAUUGUUCUUUGAGGAGAGACAUUAUGGGGCUCAGUGAUCAGGAAUGGCAGAAAGUCAUUGACAUCUGGGGAAAAGUGGAACCAGAUCUCCCUGCUCAUGGGCAGGAGGUUAUUAUCAGCUUGUUUCAAAACCAUCCUGAAACUCAAGACAAGUUUGACAAAUUCAAAAAUCUGAAGUCCAUGGAUGAGAUGAGAAGCUCAGAGGAACUCAAGAAGCACGGAACUACUGUCCUUACUGCCCUGGGCAAAAUCCUGAAGCAAAAGGGCAACCAUGAGGCUGAACUCACACCGCUGGCCCAGAGCCAUGCCAACAAGCAUAAAAUCCCUAUCAAGUAUCUUGAGUUCAUUUGUGAAAUAAUUGUUGCCAUCAUUGCUGAAAAAUAUGCAGCAGACUUUGGGCCCGAUUCCCAAGCCGCCAUGAGGAAGGCCUUGGAGCUGUUCCGGAAUGACAUGGCCAGCAAAUACAAGGACUUUGGGUUCCAGGGCUAGCCCCAUCUCCUUAAGAAGAUAUAAAGCAGCAGUGUUGUAGGAGAAUGUGCUUAUUUAUCAAAAAUAGUUUGGCAUUCAAUUGAAACAAUCGCAAUGAAUGGAGCUCAAGUUACACUGGGUGGUGGGAGCCGUGCUUCUUUGAAAUCUACUCCGUUCACCAAUAAAUCUUUGGGAUAGGGGUUCAAUGUUAAGGCAAGAGGGUCAUGCAGGUGUGAAGUGAUAAAAAUGCUUCUUUCAUCAACCUGUACCCCAAAAUUCUGUCUGUCUCUUGCCAAACUCUGAUCCUAGAACUGGCACCAGUUGAGAGAAAGGUAGGAGGCAGUAGACUAGGGUUAGAAGGAGGAAGGGUCAGAACUACCCAUCCAGUAUUCCCAUUAAUUAAUUUCUCUAAUCUGCCAUUUUCCAAAAUGCUGCAUAGCACCACUCCCAUAACCCCCAAAUUAUCUGGCAUGCUGAUGGGAAUUGUAGCCCAAACUUAUCAAAGGCACAUGGUUUGGGAAAGUGGAUGAUGGCCCCACUUUAUAUAUGAAUGGGGCUAGAGCAUGAUCUGCUACCCUCACACGUAGCUUGGGUUGUCCACUGAGGUUACCUUUGAUUUUCAGCUGAAAUCACUAUAGCCCUGGCCUUACUAAAAUAAAGAUUGUGUUAAAUUUCAACCCAGGCCUUUUUUGUCACUCCACUCCACUGCCACAGAAACUAGUAGCAGGAAAACAGAGGCCAGUCUAUAGACUCUGUUCAUGGAAAUGGCAGUCCCACCUGGGUUGCACUGUAUUUGAAAUGGGUGACA
This is a messenger RNA of Pogona vitticeps (central bearded dragon), 1405 nucleotides long. RefSeq names its product myoglobin (gene MB). Gene Ontology annotation, molecular function: oxygen binding; heme binding. The record is from RefSeq and is a predicted model, not a curated record. NCBI's taxonomy places the organism in Eukaryota, Metazoa, Chordata, Lepidosauria, Squamata, Agamidae. Gene Ontology annotation, cellular component: extracellular exosome. Gene Ontology annotation, biological process: oxygen transport.